AUGUCUAAUUCUGUUCAUGUUGAGCGGGCGAAGAAGUGGGACGCGAAUCCUUGGUUGGUCGAGUGGCUCGACAACACCGUGAAGCAUUGCAAAGGAAGUGGAAAGAAGUCAUUUGAAGCUUGGAUUCAUGGCCGAGUUGAAGGUCGAAAAAAGUUGAGUUAUUGUUUAGAUCCACCGGUACCGCUGCCUGCCGGUGGAAGAUAUCCUGGAAAAGGACUCGGAAACAAAAAGACUUGGAACAAAGCAGCUGUCGAGUUUGGCGUCAGUGACGAAACGCUCACACUUUACCACAACUAUGCUUCUACAAACGAUUGUUGUGCGCCACCGAGAACAAAACCUGCGCCGAAACGCCGACGCUUGGAACCUUCAAGCGAGUGGUUAGCUAGACGUCACGCCGCUCUAUUGGAAGGCUGCAAAAUACCCAAUCUCCAAUGGGAAACUGCAAGAGCUAUUGCUGUUUCAGAAUAUGACCGUACCCGAGACACAGCAGAAAUAUGGAGGAAGGACUUCGAACUCUUCCUGCGGAUCUAUGGCACCAGAAGGCGCAGUAUCAUACCUUCACCUCAAAUCCUUACUUUAGGUGCUGCAUACAUUGAAAUGCAUACCUCGGGGGACGCCUUUAUUAAUCUGAACUUCCAUCUUCAUAUGGCCAGCAACUUGUGGUAUUCCGCCAAGGAACUUUUUGAAGAUUUGGCACGCCGUGGUCUGUACACUCCGUUCUCGAUCGAGCGCGCUUACCGGAAAGACGAUGAUCUUAUGUGGAGGCUCUUCGCCUGUGGUGUACGAGCCCACAACUACAUGCAAAUGCUCUGGGUAAAACUUAGACAAGUCAUCACGUAUUGCGAGUAUUACCGUCCCUACUUCAAACGAUAUAGAGAUCAAACAGGCAUGUCCCACAUAGAAACCAACUACCAGUAUUGGAGCACGCACUCGUUGCAGACCGAACUCGACUGUCUCGUCAUUCAGUUCAUGGGAUCGGAGUCAAAUGGGUCCUCUGCCGUUGCAUUUCAUGACGGAAUUUCCCGUAAAUUGCAAGCUUCCCCUUCUGAAGCUACCAAAUUCAGCGCAGAGGCUUUUGAAGUGCUCGGUGAUUAUGCUGUUGCUUGUGAAUUUCAUGCAAAUAUGGUGAUGUCUCCAUUCGGUGAGACUCUUCGCCAAUACGCCUUCCAAAAAAGCGGGGACGUUAUUACGCAAGGCAUGUUGAGGUAUGUUAUUCCCAUGGACCCUGACAAGAUCGACUGGAAAUCCACGGUGGGAGGAAACUUUAAAUGGCACAAACAAGCGACCGAUCUGAACGACUAUGCGUCAAGUCAUUGGAGCAACGUUGUCCACGAAACCGGUGGUCUCAUGAUGCAGGCAUUGGGAAGAAUGUUUGAUGUUCCUCCAUGGCAGGCCGACGACGGCGUUCACAAGAUACUAACUCUCGACCAAUUGUGGAAGGAAGCCGACGAAUAUUUCUGGAAUGCGGCUCAUAGCGUCGACAGACCGAACGAAAAAGGACGGGUUGCGCGCGAGUAUGGAUUAUUGGACCCCAAAGGCAACAGGCCGUCUUUCAUGGAAACUUUUGUCCACAUGGCGCAAGCUCUAACGAUAGCUCAACAAGAGAGCGACAGGCUGGUCGAAAUGGAACCAACUUCCAGCCAGACUCCGCCAAAGACUUUCACGCCAUUUCCUACGUCGGUACCAUCUCAGUCCAGCGCUCAAUCUGGCCAUUCUUAUGUCAACGAGACUCAACAAUCGAGGCCCAAAGAGAAAACCAAAACCAAAGGUCCCCAGGCCUCCGAACCCAUCCUGGAAGAGAUGCCAGUUACAGAAGAAGUUAAGCUUGAACUGAACGAGUUUCCGGAUUUUCUACCUUCAUCUUUCGACUUGCCAAAGAAGAUACUCAAGGUGUUCCAGCGAAUCCUGGCUGUCGAUCCUGACACCAUGAACAUGGAGCAGAAGGACAACUCGAAAAGGGGACAUGUCCGAUGGGGAGACUUUGAACGUGCGAUGAAAAGGCUUGGCUUCGACGUAAUCCAGACCGCAGGUUCCUCUGUUCGGUUUGACCCUCCUGCAAAGACUGCACGACCAAUUUCAUUUCAUCGUCCACAUCCGGAUGCUGUCCUAAGCUCUCAUUUGUUAAGAAUUGUUGGUCACCGGCUAAGAAAGAGUUACGGCUGGACUCUUGAGACUUUCCGGCUCAGAGGAAAUGAUGAUGAUCUUGACUGA
Messenger RNA from Desarmillaria tabescens, 2211 nucleotides. RefSeq lists its product as uncharacterized. The record is from RefSeq and is a predicted model, not a curated record. The transcript has 15 exons. NCBI's taxonomy places the organism in Eukaryota, Fungi, Basidiomycota, Agaricomycetes, Agaricales, Physalacriaceae. The coding region runs from base 1 to 2211 and encodes 736 amino acids.